Blepharisma stoltei is the source of this 669-nucleotide messenger RNA. Lineage: Eukaryota; Ciliophora; Heterotrichea; Heterotrichida; Blepharismidae. The record is from the annotation of a GenBank genome assembly.
AUGAAUAUUGCAAUUGAAGCAUGACUAAUUAUAGCAAGCGGUAUUUUAAGAAUAUCUAGCUUUCUUUUUGACGCAUAUUAUGUAUAUUCACAGUCUUUUACUUCUGAUAUCGUCAAGCUAUUUUGUCUUAUCUUUUUGUUUGCUCCUAUGGCUCUAUUGCUUACUAUAAUACUCUAUUGCUUUAUAAAAGGUUUAUUUUCCAAAAAUUGGAAGCACAAUUGUGGACAAUUUUCCUUAGGAAUUUUAAUUUGUAUUGGUGAGCCUAUUGGUCUCAGUUUUUUUAUUUUUGGAAUCACUUUGCUUAUUGUCAAAGCAACAGACCGUGAUUUUUAUAUGGUAGAUGCCCUUUCAAGGGUUUCAAAUUUAAAUGAUGCAGUCUUAGAGUCAUUUCCUCAGAUAAUCCUGCAGUCUUACAACAAUGGAAAACUCGAUAAUUGGAGCUGAUUUACGAUUGCGUCAGUAGGUAUUUCUGCGCUUUCUUUCACAUACACUUGUCUCAAGCUUGUGCAUGAUUUAGAUAAAAUUAAGCAUUUUGAAGCUGUAUCACAAUUUAUUAGACAAAGUGUAGUCCCCUCAACUGCAGGACAACCCCAAGAUAAUAUAAAUAAGAAGUCACCAAAAGAAAGUAUGGAUGUAUAUGAUUUUAGCUCAGAAGAACUUCCCAGAUAA